AUGUAAGAAUGGAUUAACGCAAGGAAAUUGGACUGGAAGUAAGUUAAUAUAUAGAAAAAUGAAUGUUAAACAGCUUAAUAUGGAUCUUACAAAGAUAUAAAAAAAAUUGGUAAAUAGAAUAUAUUAUAUGAAAAGGAAAUUUAGUAUGAAAUAUAUGAAUACUUUAGUGGGGGAGAUUAAUAUGAUGAAAAAAGUAAUUUAAAGAUUAGAAAAUGGAUUGAAUUUUACGAGAAUUUUUGAAGUAAUUCUAUGAAUUCAUAUAAUAAUAGUUAAUGUCAGGUUACUAAAAUGGGAUUUUUUAUUUAAAAAUAACAUUCUGUAAAUUUUUAAAUUAUAUCUUAGGGGUUGGGAGAUUAUUAAGCUGA
Messenger RNA from Paramecium pentaurelia, 365 nucleotides. Lineage: Eukaryota; Ciliophora; Oligohymenophorea; Peniculida; Parameciidae. The record is from the annotation of a GenBank genome assembly.